UGGGGACUACUCGCUCCAGCUCCAGCUGCCGUUUUGUCCCAUUUGGAGGCUUUUUUCCCAGCUUUUUUUUUUACCCCCCCACAAUUUAUUAUCCUAAUUUCCAUUUCCACAUAGACACAGAGUCACAUCUGGGAACUCCACACACUUUGAUUCCUUCUCGGAAACAAACCUGAUCCUUUUCAUGUGAAGGACCUCGACCUACCCCUGACUAUCAGCCUGCAAACCAGCCUGUGUGCCCACCAGCAUAAACACAAAAGCAUUUCGCUUUGACAAUUAGCCAGUGAAGCAGCCUGUGAGAUAUUUACUGGGCCUGACCAGACAGAAGGGCAGCCAUGUUGAUCAUCUUAGCCUUCAUCCUCCUCUUCCACGUGGCUGCAGCCAUCCUCCUCUUUGUUGCAACCAUUCACAACGCGUGGUGGGUGGUGAAGCCAGCGGGACAUGAUGUGAUCUACACCGACCUGUGGUACUCCUGUAACUCCACCUGCUUUCCUGUAGAGAACAGCCAUACUGUUGAUGCAGCCUAUCUGCAGACCGUCCAGGCUACCAUGAUUCUGGCCACCAUUUUAUGUUGUGUCAGCUUCUUCGUCUUCAUCCUUCAGCUCUUCAGGCUCCAACAGGGAGAAAGAUUUGUUUUCACUGCUGUUAUCCAGCUUCUGGCCACUCUAUGUGUAUUGAUCGCGGCGUCCGUCUACACGGCUCAGAACAAGAGCUUCCACGUGGCGAGUCUCCAGGAGGGCUCCUUCGGCUCCUCCUACAUCCUGGCCUGGAUCAGCUUCCCCAUGACUCUCAUCAGCGGCAUCAUGUACCUGGUGCUCAGGAAGCGCAAAUAGAUAUGAUGGGCUUGACUUAGAGGCCCACUGAUGUUCAAAAAUCACAAACAGGAACACUUGGACAUUCGCAUAAAGACAUACACUUUUCAUCAACAAACAUGCAUGCACACAUUCUCUCUGGAACCCUUAGAUUUUUUAUUAACAUAUGAGAAAAAGCCUUACAACACAUAUCCAGAUUCAUGUUAAAUCCAGGCAAUUCACCAUUUAAACCGUAAAAUAGUUGCAUAACGUUCUCCUUCCUGAUGAUAUUUUUGUUCUCACUGAAUGUAGCUAAGGAAACCCAGUGUGUUCCUUUUUGACAGGCUCUAUUAUACACUUUUAAUCCAGAUAAGUGCCUUAGAAACACUGCAAAGACUCAACUGAAUAGACCCACUGUGAGUCAGGUGGUCUUUGUUUUGGCAUGACAGCCACUAAAACACAUUCUUAAAACAUUCGAGUUGAGAAACGCGAUUUGAUCUGUAGUUGGAAAAGUGUAAUCUGAGUUUUGCCGUGCUGGAUAGAUAUAUUUACAUGAAGUUGAGGUCAAAUCUACUGGAUGCAAAUCAGAUCAGUAAACGCACCACACAUGAGUCUUGUUGCAUUCAGCCCUCGCUCACUGCAUAGAACCGUAGAAAAGUCAUUUGAGUUUCCUCGCUGCCUUUAGUGAGAACAUGCCUUCACUAUCAUCUUCCCACUUCGCCCCUCUGCCAUUUCAAAGGACAUGAGCACUGUUCUAACAUACUGAUUUGUCUCCUUCACACAUUUCAUUGUGUCCUGAUUCCUACCAACUCCAUUCAUAGGAGAAAUAUGUGCUCACGACGGAUAAAGUGGAGAGAUUUGUCUUACUGGGACACAUGCCCUGGACUUCCCAAAGGCUCCAUACUUUCUUUGUGAAUCUACAGUAAACAGAAUUUAUUUUGUACAUAUUUGCUGUGUAUGUAUAGUUCAGGUAAUUGCCAAAAUUGCUUAUUUCUAAGAUUGAAAUAUUAAAACUAUAAAUAUAAAAAUAAAGACAAAUUCUUAUGUUAACCAUAGCUUACAGGAAGUGUAGUGAGGCACUAGUUUAAUAUGUAGGAUUUUAAUUUGUUGUGUGUAUUCUUCUGUUACUGACUUGUGUUUUAAUGGUGAAAAAGGAACCAAUGAUGUGCUGUGAUAUUCGGGAUUUUUAAAAUGACAACAUAGCAACAUGCAAACUUGAAAUAUGAAUGAACAUUUCUUUGUUAUUAUUAUGGUUUUUUUUGUUUGUUUUGUUGCAUCUUCACUGAGAAAAAGACAAAAGCUAUUUAUCGUUUAAAACCACUGUUGUGUAUUUUUAGCCUCAUGUGACUGAGGAUGUAUGAAGUAACUAAGUCUUUAUUUUUCUCUUGCUGGGCUUCUGUUAAUUUGGUCCAUUACUGAAACAUCUCUAACACCUUAUGCACAUGUGUGCUCUGGCAUUUAACAACAAUAAAUGUGUAACUGUACUGUACCUGUCACAGAUUCACAGAAUUACUCCUAAUUUCAGCCUUCGUGGAACUAUAGAGAUACUAGUUGAUCCCACAGCAGCACUGUGUCGACUGUUUUCCUCUUACUUGGUGUUAGUUUGGGGGUUAAACAGUAAAUUGAGACCAGCGGGGUAUUAAUGCAUGCAGCUUGGACUUGAUUGAUCCUUCAGAGGUGCACUGGGUUGUUUUAUGAUAUGAAUAUGUUCGUGUCGGGCCAAAUUUGGACCACAGAGUCCGGUGGUAACUUACCAUCUCACCAAUGCUAAAGAUUCAGGGAAACUAAGUGGAAGUGAACAUUUUGCUCUCAAGAUGAUACUUGAAAAUGAUCAAAAGAACAUAUUGGAGGCCAAGAUUGUGAUGCUUGUUCAUAGGUUUUGUGAAGUUGUCAUCUUCAGAGUGCUUUACUAAAUAAUAAUCUUCCUGUUUGCAUGCAAGUGUUUGUCUUUCAGCAGAUACAUUUUGUACCUACAAUGAGAUGAAAAGAAAGUUGAUGCAGUCAAAUAUUGAAGAUUUUUUUAGGCGAAAUAUGAUUUAUUAGAGAUAAUUAAAAGUUUGUUACUAUUUAGUUUAGCUUUGGUGAUUAUAAAACAGAUCUCAAUUUAUAAUACUUGAACUUCUGUGCAAAACCCUGCUGCAGAUUUUGAACAAAAACCGAAGCAAUCCCCUUUAAGAGUUGAGUUAUCAGAGCCCUUCUUGAUUUGGAAUUUGAAAUGUUUGUUUAGGAUUGAUACUUUUUCUGUAGUUUUUUCCUGUAGAUUUAUAUCAACGUAGAUGUACUGUAUCUUAGUUAAUGUAGAUCUGUACAAAUAAACACAGUGACAAAUGUGAGCUGUUGAAGCCCAGACUGUAUUUAUAUGGAAUCAAUUUUUUAUUUAACUUUUUUUGCAGUUUAAAUAUUUCUCGUGCUUAUUGAAGUAUUAAUUCCACAUUGAUUGAAAGUCAUGUUGCUUUAUAAUGGAGACAUGUUGAAAUGGUCAAUGUUUGAAGAACUUACAUUAAACAAGUUUAUUUUCUUGCAUAAAAUUCAUCCAAAAGUUUUUGUAAGUUUUGACACCGGCUUUAGGUGUAUGUCACGUUAAAUAAAUGAGAGAAUGCAUUUUGAUUUUACUAUUUUAGGAAAAAAUGACAUAACAACAUGCAAUUCAUUUUGACAUUUGGUGUAAGAUUAGUGGCUGCGUCUGUAAUCUGUAAAAUCCUACUCAUGUAUUCACAUGUCAUCAAACUAAAAUGUUUGUCUGUUAUUGACACCUAGUGGACCGAUAGAAAACGACACAAUGUUAAAGUGAUAGCUUUAUGGUUUCAGGCUCCAGAAUAGCUCCUGAAAAGAAUGAACUAGUUACUGCUGCUGAAUUAGUCUGCUCUAAUCUCAAAACUACAGACUGGGCAAACUUCCAACAGAUUCAGGAACAAAGACUCAUCUCCCCCUGCAAGAAUAUAAAGGUGCUUUUUCCCCCUGUUGAAUCCUGUUCUCUAGAUCUCAAUAAAUGUAUUUUACAAUGAAUAAAU
Anoplopoma fimbria (sablefish) is the source of this 3799-nucleotide messenger RNA. It is a transcript of the gene emp2, whose product is annotated as epithelial membrane protein 2. Gene Ontology annotation, cellular component: plasma membrane. The record is from RefSeq and is a predicted model, not a curated record. The transcript is spliced from 5 exons. NCBI's taxonomy places the organism in Eukaryota, Metazoa, Chordata, Actinopteri, Perciformes, Anoplopomatidae. Bases 333 to 830 code for a protein of 165 amino acids.